UCCUUCUUGGAUCAUAUGAAUCCUAUUUGAUAUUUUCUACAUGGUAUCAGUUGUGAUUUGAUUCUACUUCCGUUAUUUUCUUCUUCUUUUCGUCAUGCCGCGUGGUGGCAAUACAAAUGCCGUUCAAAUUCCUCCGAUGGAAGAUACUUCCAGUCCAUACUAUCUUCAUCCUAGCGACAAUCCGAGCUUGCAGCUGGUUCCUCAUGUCCUCACUGGCUCCAAUUACAUUAAUUGGAGCAGAUCAGUCAACACUGCAGUUUUGGCGAAGAACAAGAUCGCUUUUGUCAAUGGCGUCCUUCAUCGGCCACACGAUGAUGAUCUGCUAUUUCCGGCGUGGUUGCGCUGCAACAGUAUGGUUGUAUCGUGGAUUCGCAAUUCUAUAUCUCCUCAGAUCUGCUCCAGCAUAAUGUACCUUGAAGAUGCUCAUGAGAUCUGGUCGGAUUUACGCAUCCGAUUCUCUCAGCUCGAUUCUGCUCGAGCUUAUCAAUUGAAGCAAUGCAUCUGUCUCUGAAUCAAGGAAAUGACGAUGUCAAUGCCUACUUCACAAAUCUUCGAAUCGUUUGGGAUGAAUUCAAGCACUCUCAACCGAUUGCUUGGUGCAUUUGUGCGAAUUGUAGAUGCAAUAGUGCCUCGAAGUGGCAUGAGUAUCAAGAGCAAGAGUGCACGAUGCAGUUUUUGAUCGGACUAAAUCCUGUUUUCUCUCAGAUCCGAUCCAACAUUCUCUCUAUGGUUCCGUACUUCCGUUUCCUCCUCUAUCAAAAGUUUACUCACUUGUUUUGCAGGAGGAAAGGCAACGAACUAUUGAUGGUUAUUCUCCAGUUAUAUCUCCCUCUAUGAGUGAGCAACCUUAUUCAGCUAAUGCUGCAACAUCUCAAUCUUACAAUAAGGGGAGACUUUGUUCACACUGUGGUAAGAGUAAUCACACGGUUGACAAAUGCUUUACUCUCCAUGGUUUUCCUCCAGGAUAUGGUAAGGGGAAGAACAAAUUUGGUGCUGGUGCUAAGGAGACUAAAUCUGUUAAUUUUGUGGAGGAUUGCAUUGAAGAUUCAUGUGAUAAAUCUGCUUUCUCUCCACCAAUGAGCAUACCUUCUCAGGAGCAGUGUCAGCAGCUCAUAAAUCUGCUUCAGUCUCAACUUGCUGCUGCUGCCACUUUUGUUCCACCUACUUCAGCUACUCCUACUUCUGCUGCACCAAAUAUGCCUUCAUCUCCUCACAAUGUUCCUUUCACAGGGAGCUUCUCAGGAAAUUGUGAUUGGGAGGGGUAGCAGAUUGGGAAAUUUGUACACUCUUGAUGUCUCUUCUAAUUCCAAGAAAUUUGAAGGUUGUAAAAAGCUUAUUAGAGCUCACUCAAACAUUCCAUCGAACAUUUGGUGUGCUGUGCAAAAGACAAGUGAAGAAUUUUCGUUGAGGCAUUUCAUCGAACAAUUGGUGUGCACUGUGUUUUAACACAACAAACAGCAGCUGCUGAGUCACCUCUCCAGAAACGAACCUCACGACUCAACCACAAACUGAGCCGGCUCUCCGCCGAUUGGGUGCCCCGACGAACCCGGCGACCCGCGGAAGUGCUUCGCGCAGCAAAGCUCCACCCGCCCGGGUGAGUUUCAUACCAACAAAUACACCCGCCCGGGCAGCUUCUUCAAGGUGUGAAGAGUCCAGAGAGGGCUGAUUUUAUGUCACCCGCCCGGGUGAAUUUUCAGCUUUGAAAUAUACCCGGCCGGGUAAGAUUCGGAAGGCGUGAAGAGUCCAUAGAGGGGUGAUUUUAUGUCACCCGGCCGGGUGAAUUUGUAGUUUCGAAAUAUACCCGGCCGGGUAGAGCAAUUCUAACUGCAUCUCUGCAGUUUCUUGGGCGGUUGGAUGGGAAUAAAAAAAGUAGACGAAGAGAGAGAAAGGGGGAAGACGAAUCGGAGUGAGAAAACGGGAAGGAGAAUUGGGAGUGGGAUUAUUACGUGUAUGGUUGGUGAAGUUGCAAAAGGAAGAAUUCUCCAAAGUCAAGUUCAUCAUCUUCAAGCUCCAUGGUUUCAAGGAUUUUCAUCUCCAUUAUCUUUGUUCUUAGUUUGAUCAUGUUAG
Salvia hispanica is the source of this 2067-nucleotide messenger RNA. Lineage: Eukaryota; Viridiplantae; Streptophyta; Magnoliopsida; Lamiales; Lamiaceae. The record is from RefSeq and is a predicted model, not a curated record.